Messenger RNA from Ostrinia furnacalis (Asian corn borer), 2193 nucleotides. RefSeq names its product serine/arginine repetitive matrix protein 1-like. Gene Ontology annotation, biological process: actin filament polymerization. The transcript has 3 exons. The record is from RefSeq and is a predicted model, not a curated record. Lineage: Eukaryota; Metazoa; Arthropoda; Insecta; Lepidoptera; Crambidae. Gene Ontology annotation, cellular component: actin filament. The annotation marks the transcript as partial.
AGCGCGCGCGCCAUACGCCGGCCGCCAGUACUCCGCCGCACCCCGCCGCGCGCGCGCGUUCGCCAGUCACCGGCGCCGAUACCACCGUUAUAGCCCCAUGACAGCCUGAUGGACGAACGAAAAGGUAGUCCAUGCAUGCUUGUGCCACAGUGAAAUACCAGUGGAGUGCAGUGUUGUGUUGAUGACAUGGAGGAGGUCCGCAUAUCGGACUGGCCCGAUCCACCGGGCUCACAUGCAUGGCUGCCCGCUUACGGCUUCCAGCAUGAAAUUUUGGACAAAGAUGACUAUUUUUGCACAAACGGUGAAACUGGCAGCACACACGCGUUGUACCUGGAGACGAUAGUGGAGGAGACGAGCGAUGACCUGCGCUCCGAGCGCUCCUCGGCCGCCACCUGGCUCUCAGAUUCUGACGCGGACUCCGUUAUACACGUGCGAGGAGCCGCUGCAGGGUCAGAGGACAGCGAAUCGGAGCGAGAAUGGGCUUGCCCGGCGAAGCGGCGGCGGCGGGAGCGCGCCUCCUCGCCCGCCAGCUCGGGCUCCCUCUCGCGCUCCUCCAGCCUAGCGCAGUUUGAGUCCCUCGAGCGCUCCUGCGCCGCGCCCGCCUCGCCCAGCCUGUCGCCCGACUCGCUGGAGUCGCCGCCCGCCUCCCCGCCGCCGGCGCGCGCUGUCGCGCCGCGGACGCAUCUCUCCGCGGAGAACCUCAGCGAGGACAGCGGCUACAGUGAACGCUCUCGGCGACCCCCGCCCGCGCAGCGCCGCCCGCCCGAAAUAGCGCACCGGCCGCCCGCCGCCGGCAGCGUGCCCUGCCUCGCGUCGCCCAGUGCCGAGCGCCGCCCGUGCCGCGCCGCGCGCGCCCUCUCGCUGCCCGCCGAGCUCGACGUGUGCGCCGAGCCGCGCCGCCACGUGCCCGCGCACCGGGCGCACUUCCGCCAGACGUUCGAAGUCAGCGACAGCCUCACGGUCAGCGUGGCCGACCUGACCGCGCUGGACUACCGCGGCGGCCCGCGCCGCCCGCGCCUGCCGCCGCCGCCGCCGCCUCCGCCGCGAACCCGGCGCGACCCACCCCCGCCGCCGCCGCCCGUCGAUGUCGUCGUGCGGCAGCCCGCCGCGUCGCCGGCCCGCGAGCCGAGCGCCGGAAGCGACUCCACCACCGAAUCCGAACUCGCGUUCGCGCGCGAAAUGGAAACCACCGCGCGACAACUCGACGAGACCGCGAGGCGGGCGCUCGCGGAGAGCGGCGAUUUCGAUCGCGAACUGUCAGUGUUAACCGCGAGACGACUCCGGGACUCGUGGGGCGUCUGGGACGACGUCCUCGACGAGCUGCGACGACGGAUGGAACCCCAGUCGGCGACGCCCUCCCCGCCUCGAACGCCAUCCCCGGACCCCAUCCGGGAGCCCUCGUUCACGUCGACGCCGCUGCGAGCGGGCGACGCGCGAGUGCGGUCCACCCCCGAGCUGCGAGCGCGCGCCACGCCGCAGCGCGAGACGCCGGAGGAGCUCCGGGCGUCGCUCCAGCUCGUAGCGCCGCCGCCGCCGGGCGCCACGCCGCCCGUCCGCUCGAUCUCGGCGGGCUCGAAGGGGGUCACGUUCUCGCCCGUGGUGGCGGAGGUCAGCUGGCGCGAGACGAGCGCGAGCACCACGGAGAGCGAGACGACCGCGAGCGACGACGCGGCGGACGCGGAGGUGGAGGUGGUGGGGGCGGCGCAGGCGCGCGCGCCGGCCGCAGAGCGCGCUGCCGCCAUGACCGACGCGGGCGCGCGCGCGCCGCGCAGCCGCAUCGCCGGCUUCCUGUCGAGGUUCGCGAACUUCAGGUUUUCGGGGCGCAAGGAGAAAAAGUGUCGGGGCGCAGGCGCGAACGGGAGGGCGGUCGGGAGCGCGCCGCCGGCGGCAGACGCGGGGCAGGCUCCGCGCGCGGCGGCCGCCGGGCCGCAGUAUGUGCGCAUCCCGCUGAAGGAGGAGGGCGUGUCGCGGGCCGCGGGCCCCCCGGCGCCGGGCGGCGUGGCGCACAAGCCGCCGCGGCCGCGCCCGCCGCCCGCGCCGGCGCCCGGCGUGCUGGAGACGGACGUGGACACGCAGCGCACGGUGCUGCACGCGCGCUCGCUGCUGGCGCUGGCGCCGCCGGACCAGCGCGCCCCUCGCCCGCACAAGUCUAUGGAGUUCCUUCUCGACAAGGACAGCGCGCAGACAGUACAG